UGGGAUUCCACUCCAGUUCCGAGAUUUCUGUCAGGUCUCCUGUCCUGAAUCCUCAUACUGCCGUCUCCGUAACGGGAAGUAGUUCUCUAGGUCGUCCCUAGCUGCUUAGAACACCACGCUUCGGAGCCGCGCCGUCCGGAUGUGCUUGUGGUCUGGCACACUUUCGGCUCACGCGCUAGGCGUAUUACAGUUUGUCAGUGGUGUACCUAGUCGCUGACCAUUGGCUGAGGAAAUGGACCAAUCAGAGGCGAAGGAUGCUGCAGCGGCGAUCGUCGCUCCGGGGACGGUGGCAGGCGACGGAACGGCGACGGAAUCGACGGUCGCAGACGCCAGCAGCUUCGGAUUGCCGUUCAUCUUGAAUUACUGGAAGGAGUUCGACCUGGAGAGCGCACGGACGUCACUGGACGAGCAAGGGUUGAAGAUUGCCGAGAACCAGGAGGCGAGCACCAAGAACCGGCGGAAACUAGCAGAGUCAACGAGGGGAGGCGAGCACCAAGAACCGACGGAAGCUAGCGGAGUCGACUAGGUGUAGGUUUGAGUGGGUUCAAUCAAAGGCCUUCAAAUGCCAUGAAGAGCUGGUUGCGAGCACCAGGAAUCGGAGAAAGCUAG
Closterium sp. NIES-67 is the source of this 609-nucleotide messenger RNA. NCBI's taxonomy places the organism in Eukaryota, Viridiplantae, Streptophyta, Zygnematophyceae, Desmidiales, Closteriaceae. The record is from the annotation of a GenBank genome assembly.